This is a messenger RNA of Phacochoerus africanus (Common warthog), 1579 nucleotides long. RefSeq names its product molybdenum cofactor synthesis 2 (gene MOCS2). Gene Ontology annotation, molecular function: molybdopterin synthase activity. Gene Ontology annotation, cellular component: cytosol. Gene Ontology annotation, biological process: Mo-molybdopterin cofactor biosynthetic process. The record is from RefSeq and is a predicted model, not a curated record. NCBI's taxonomy places the organism in Eukaryota, Metazoa, Chordata, Mammalia, Artiodactyla, Suidae. The coding region runs from base 170 to 748 and encodes 192 amino acids. The transcript is spliced from 6 exons.
GUUGAAGUGUUGUAUUUUGCAAAAAGUGCUGAAAUAGCAGGAAUUCGCUCAGAGACCAUUUCUGUGCCACAAGAAAUAAAAGCAUUGCAGCUGUGGAAUGAGAUAGAAACUCGCCAUCCUGGAUUGGCUGAUGUCAGAAAUCAGGUGAUACUUGCUGUUCGUCACGAAUAUGUCGAGCUUGGAGAUCAGCUCCUCCUGUUGCAAUCAGGAGAUGAAAUUGCCAUUAUCCCCCCCAUUAGUGGAGGGUAGUGCUUUCGUGCCACCUGGGAAAGAUAUGAAUGAAGUUGAAGAGAAAUCUAAAGAUAUAAUAAAGUUCACCUCUGAGAAACUUUCAAUAGAUGAAGCUUCACAGCUGGUGAUUUCUCCUGUCUGCGGUGCAGUAUCCCUAUUUGUAGGAACUACAAGGAAUAACUUUGAAGGCAAGAAAGUCAUUAGCUUAGAGUAUGAAGCAUACCUACCAAUGGCAGAAAAUGAAGUCAGAAAAAUUUGUAGUGACAUUAGGCAGAAAUGGCCAGUCAGACAUAUAGCAGUGUUCCAUCGACUUGGCUUAGUUCCAGUGUCAGAAGCUAGCAUUAUCAUUGCUGUGUCAUCAGCCCACAGGGCUGCAUCACUUGAAGCUGUGAGCUAUGCCAUUGAUAAUUUAAAAGCCAAGGUGCCCAUAUGGAAAAAGGAAAUGUAUGAAGAAUCACCAUCAUCUUGGAAAAGAAACAAAGAGUGCUUUUGGCCAACGAGUGACUCAACCACUUAGGUUUUUAGAGUCCUAAAAUUUAAACUUGGUGUAAACUCUUACCUUUAAUCAUGUUUUAAUUUUUUUCUCCAGAAGACAGGUUACUGAACAUAGUCUCUUACGUGACACUAGUGGAAAGAAAAUAAAUGAAUGUUUAGAUGAGGGCUUAUAUGGGAACUGGAGAUAGAAAAAAGAAAGGCUUUAGGGAGAAAAAUAGAAGAAUAACUUAAAUGUGAGAAAAGAUGCCUGUGGGAAGCAUAUUAUUCCAUGACUGAGUUGUCAUUUUAACUUGACUCACACUGAGUGAGGCCUCUCCUAGAUAUCUCUGAGGCUUGCCCCCAGCCUCUAUCCCUUCACCCAGUGAUGGCAUUCUUAUCAGGGAUGCCUUUGGGGAAUGGUGGCAAAACUGGAAGAUCUAAAGUCUCCUUAUCAGAUAUCCUUGAUAAUCAUAUAUUUUUAGAAUUUAUAUAUUUAAAAAAUAGGCUAUAUAAACAUGAUUUUAAAAGUUUAAAAGCAAUAUUUUCCUGUUUUUUAAAAUUCAGUGGUAAUGCCAAAGGUUUUUCAUGAUAUGGAGAUUUCUAGUAUUUCAGAGUCUAUAAUCUUACCAUAAUACUUAUAUUUUAUUAGUAUUAGUAUUAGAGCAAUAUAUAAAUUAGCAUAAAUUGUUGUAAAACAAGGCAGACGAGCAACAAAGGUGCUUUUUGUUAUAGUGUUAAUUAUAAAAUUGGGCCCACAACCAAUUAAAAAGGAAAAUUUUGUGAUUAUUUAGUAAAGCAUGUUCAGAUAAUUUUAAUUGCUUUAAGCAACAUUAUCAUUAGUGAAGUCAUUAAUAAAGUUAUAUUUUCUGCAAGA